CUGCUUUAGUUUUCUGAGUUUCACGUUGAUUCUACAGUCAAUCAAAGUCAUUUCGCGUUCAGAACAGAUUUCCUGGUCAACUCCAUAUACUUUGGUGGAUCCAUCUUGCUUAGUGUCCUCUCAAAAAUUUCUUCGACGUCAUCAUGUUACCUUUUUCACGUCCAAUUUAUCCUGUUCUUUUCCUUGUUGUUCUCCUUGCGGGAGCUAUAGCUUUCCCAUUGGUUCCAAGGACAGGACGAUCGAGACAACCGCGGAUACCUGUAGUCCGUUUCGGUUUCGUACGCUAUUACCAUAGCCCUGUGACCAAUCAAUGGACCAUAUUGCACACCCAAGAAGGACGAUAUGCUCCCUUUGAGCUGCAGCCAUGGAGUAUGCAACAUGUAGAAAACGAACGCUGGUACUUGAACGUCCAUGGCCAAGGGUUCACCACUGAAAAACAAGGUGAUCAAUGGGCGCGUACUUUACGCACCUUCGAGGUCACCGAUGGAAUUACGUUGUUCGAAGUAGGUGUGGAAGCGGCGAACUACGACACUGUAAUCCACCAAUUGAUGCUUAUGGUAGACACCAUCGAUGUUAAUCAACCGCCAGUGCUCUUUAUCAAAGACCUGACCGUUCUAUACGGGCAUCAUUUGAACUCUACUGAUAUGUUCGAUGCGUACUGGCCGUAUAUGGAGAGGAUGAUUGUUAAGAGGGGCACUGGGUCACUGAGUGUCCUACCUUACCAGGAUCCAGAGGUGCAGAUAUACGAGGAACUUUUACAAAAUCAAACUAGUAGGUUUCAUGUGAUACCUUGAUGCUAAAGUCCCCAUGGCAGCAAAUACCCCAAGUAGAUAUGGAUGAUUUUGUGUUGUGUACUUGAACGUGAACGUGACUUGAGGUUUCGGAUAAAGGAAAAUACACAAGGAAUACACAGAGGGAAUAUGGAAACACAUAACGCGCAUUCACAGUGACACU
Molecule: messenger RNA, 954 nt
Organism: Lentinula edodes (shiitake mushroom)
Lineage: Eukaryota; Fungi; Basidiomycota; Agaricomycetes; Agaricales; Omphalotaceae
Exons: 3
Coding region: 144-794 (216 amino acids)
Source: RefSeq, a predicted model, not a curated record